Messenger RNA from Paraglomus occultum, 1011 nucleotides. Lineage: Eukaryota; Fungi; Glomeromycota; Glomeromycetes; Paraglomerales; Paraglomeraceae. The record is from the annotation of a GenBank genome assembly.
AUGACACCACCGUCUGACAAUGCUUUCGCGGGCGAGACAGCAAAGAUAAAUAGCGCUAAUGAAUAUCUGAGAAAAAAUCUUCCUUCCCAUUUAAGUUUACCAAAAAUAGCUAUAAUAUGCGGUUCUGGAUUAGGCGGGCUUGCGGUCAAUAUCACAGACAAGGUGGAACUUGCCUAUGAGGAAAUACCAGGGUUUGUGUCUAGUACAGGUAUGGAAUGGGCUAUUUGGGUAUUGGAGGAUGAAGCUUUUGAUGCUUCCCUCGUACUCACUAUAUUCUGUACAGUUCAAGGACACGCUGGAAAACUUGUAUUUGGUGUAUUGGGAAAGAAUCGUGUUCCUGUCGUUUGCAUGGUUGGAAGAUUUCAUUUUUAUGAGGGCUAUACAUUAAAGCAAGUUACAUUCCCGAUCCGGGUGUUUAAGCUGUUGGGCGUCGAAGUGCUCAUUGUAACCGGCGCAACGGGGGCACUCAACAAACAGUUUAAAGUAGGGGACAUUGCCGUUCUCUUCGAUCACAUUUCGCUACCAUGCCUAACAGGAAGCAACCCGCUUAUCGGUCCAAAUCUCUCCGAGUUUGGUAAACGCUUUAUACCAAUUUCCGAUGCUUACGAUUUCACUCUUCGUCAAAUGGCAUUUACUGCCGCUGCCAAUAUGGGACUUCCCACCGGAACGUUGAAAGAAGGUACAUACUGCCAUGUAAUUGGCCCUUCGUACGAGAGUAAGGCCGAAGCACGAUUUUUGAGAGAUAUGGGGGGAGACAUUGUUGGAAUGUCUACAGUACCUGAAGUCAUUGUAGCGAGACAUUGUGGAAUAAGGGUGUUGGGAUUGAGUUUGGUCACUAAUGCAGUUGUUAUGGAAAGAGGACGGAGUGCUGAUCCUAGUGUUAUUAAUAACAAUGCACGUGAUGAAGCGCCUGUCAGUCAUGAAGAAGUGUUGGUCGCGGGUAGCGCUAGAGAAGCUGACAUACAAAAAUUAGUGCAUGACAUUGUAGACUUGAUAAGUCAUGAUUUUUGA